Molecule: messenger RNA, 870 nt
Organism: Morone saxatilis (striped sea-bass)
Lineage: Eukaryota; Metazoa; Chordata; Actinopteri; Moronidae
Product: protein Spindly-like
Exons: 4
Coding region: 1-870 (289 amino acids)
Source: RefSeq, a predicted model, not a curated record
AUGGGGAAACGCAGCAAGACAAAGAACAAGCCCUCCCAGCAAACUCUCAGUGGAACCUUGCCUGACCUGCAACAAGCCCUUCUGGACUCCAAAGCAGAAAACAAGGAGCUGGCUGCAGAAAAUGCUGCUCUGAAGGAGCAGAUAGCCAGCAAAGAGCUCAACUGGGAGCAAGAAAAAAAGAAACUGCUGGAUGAGAAGGACAGUUUAGUGUCAACUCUGUUUAUGGCUAGAAAUGACCUGGAUAGCCUGGUGAAGACUGUAGAGUCUGAAAGAGCCAAUGCCAAAGACCACUUUGAGGAGCUAGAAAUAAAACUGACAGAACAACGGGUGCAAAAGGUCAAUGAGAUGAAACACAUCUUUAAGAAAUCUGUGAUAGACAUCAAUACAGAGUGGGAAAGACAAUUGGACACUAGACUGAAGGAAGCAGCUGCCGAGAAAACAAGCCAGAUCAUCCAGGAAAAGGAUGACGAGAUCAACAGUCUCAGACAUGAAAUGAUGGCACUGGUGGAGAGAAAUCUGGCCACGCUGAGAGCAAUAGAGACUGAGUUCCAGGAGAGCGAGACUGAGUGGCAAACCAAACACGAAGCUCUGGAGGAUUGUCUCGGUCGUGAACUCGCAGCAAAGCAGGAGAGCUUUAGGAAAACACAGGAGCUGCAGGAACACGGCAGAGUGCUGGAGGAGAGCUGGCUCGCCAAGGAAGAGGAGUGGCUCAGCAAGGCGAGCAAGUUGGAGGAGGACAUUAAGCUCCUGAUUGUGCAAAAUAUUGAGCUUCAGGAGCUCGCCUUAAAAACUGACAAAGAGAAGGCGAAGAUGAAAAAGGAGGAGGAGAGGAUUACCCCCCUCCCAUCCUUCCUCUCCUUACACCCCUAA